UAACAUUUCUUCAGUCAGUGAAGAUGCAGUGAAGUGUUUGGUUGUGUCAAGACAGCGAGGCGUAUGAACUGUAAUUUAUUUUAUAAAAUUUCAAGUGUGUGUGUGAGUGUUUGUGUUUGAAGAGUGGAUUUAUUGUAUUUUUGUCGUGGUCGAAAGUAUUAGUCGCAAGAAUUAUCCCCCCCCCCUAAGUUUUUGUCAUAGUGAAACGUAAACAUUUUGUUGUUCUUCUUCAACUGAGAAACGAUGCCUUGUUCGGCGGUCACCUUGUCUCUGGCGACAAUAACAGCCAUCGUGGCUGUUGCACUGCUAGCCAUCGCCUUUUCAACGGAUAACUGGAUGUACAUCGAAGUCAAACGGGCACAGAUUCACCAGCAGUACGCGGCCAAGCGAGGAGAUCAGGAAUCUCUGCUGGAGAACAUGAACUCCAAGUAUUACUACUACACUCGCACCAAAGGUCUCUUCAGGAUCUGCUACCCCAAGGAGCGACCACCGACCGGUAAGUCAGUUCUUCGGUGCCCGGAGACAGUCAUUAAUUUUUACUUUGCACGUAACAACAAAUAGUAGCAGGAGUUUUUCACUUUGUUUCUAGCGGUUAGAA
Zootermopsis nevadensis is the source of this 598-nucleotide messenger RNA. NCBI's taxonomy places the organism in Eukaryota, Metazoa, Arthropoda, Insecta, Blattodea, Termopsidae. The record is from RefSeq and is a predicted model, not a curated record.